CGCAGGACGGCCGAGUGCGGAGCCGAGCCGCGGGGACGACGCCGCGCUCCCGAGGUCGCCGAGCCGCUCGCCAUGGCCAGCCCGCAGCCACAGCCGCCCUACCUGCACCUGGCCGAGCUGACGGCGUCCCAGUUCCUGGAAAUCUGGAAGCACUUUGACGCAGACGGAAAUGGAUAUAUUGAAGGUAAAGAGCUAGAAAACUUUUUCCAAGAGCUGGAGAAGGCAAGAAAAGGCUCUGGCAUGAUGUCAAAGAGUGACAAUUUUGGGGAGAAGAUGAAGGAGUUCAUGCAGAAGUAUGACAAGAACUCAGAUGGCAAAAUCGAGAUGGCCGAGCUGGCGCAGAUCCUGCCAACCGAGGAGAACUUCCUUCUGUGCUUCAGGCAGCACGUGGGCUCCAGCACCGAGUUUAUGGAGGCUUGGCGAAAGUACGACACCGACAGAAGUGGCUACAUUGAAGCCAACGAGCUCAAGGGAUUUCUGUCUGACCUGCUGAAGAAGGCAAACCGGCCAUACGAUGAACCCAAACUCCAGGAAUACACCCAAACCAUACUGCGGAUGUUCGACUUGAACGGGGAUGGCAAACUGGGCCUCUCGGAGAUGUCCCGACUCUUGCCUGUACAGGAAAACUUCCUGCUUAAAUUUCAGGGCAUGAAGCUGACCUCAGAGGAGUUCAACGCGAUUUUCACAUUUUACGACAAGGACGGGAGUGGCUAUAUUGAUGAGAAUGAGCUGGAUGCCCUUCUGAAGGAUCUGUAUGAGAAAAACAAGAAGGAAAUGAAUAUCCAGCAGCUCACCAGCUACAGAAAGAGCGUCAUGUCCUUGGCUGAGGCCGGGAAGCUCUACCGCAAGGACCUGGAGAUCGUCCUCUGCAGCGAGCCCCCCAUGUAAAGGGGGCCGGGGGGCGGCUCCCGCACCUCCCCCCCACCCCGCCCCUGCUGCCCUGCCCCGGCC
This is a messenger RNA of Canis lupus familiaris (dog), 951 nucleotides long. RefSeq names its product calbindin 2 (gene CALB2). The record is from RefSeq and is a predicted model, not a curated record. Gene Ontology annotation, cellular component: dendrite; nucleus; terminal bouton. Gene Ontology annotation, biological process: regulation of presynaptic cytosolic calcium ion concentration; regulation of long-term synaptic potentiation. Lineage: Eukaryota; Metazoa; Chordata; Mammalia; Carnivora; Canidae. The coding region runs from base 73 to 888 and encodes 271 amino acids. Gene Ontology annotation, molecular function: calcium ion binding. The transcript is spliced from 11 exons.